This is a messenger RNA of Ectocarpus sp. CCAP 1310/34, 3723 nucleotides long. The record is from the annotation of a GenBank genome assembly. Lineage: Eukaryota; Phaeophyceae; Ectocarpales; Ectocarpaceae.
GGUAUGGGGGCGGCGACCGGCGCGCCUACCGGCAACCAGGCGCUGCUGCCGAGCAUCAACGACACCGACAUGAGCAUCCAGGCCGACCCCCGGGUGAUGCAGAUGACCGUCGGGGCGAUCCCCAACUCUUCUUCGGCGCACUCUCAGAGCAAGAUUCCGUUGGGUGUAGUUGUCCAGUCGAUGGCGCUCGAUAUCGACGAGAAGGACGGGGGUCUCGACGUCGUCAACUUCGGAGCGCAGGGCAUCAUGCGGUGCAAGCGGUGCCGCACGUACAUCAACCCGUACGUGGGCUGGCUGAGCAACGGCCGCCAGUGGAGGUGUAACGUCUGCGGGAUGGUCAACGACACCCCGCCUUCUUAUCAAUGUCACCUGGAUCAGGAUGGGCGCAGGUCGGACAGGGCGGAGCGCCCAGAGCUCGGCAAGGCCAGCGUGGAAAUGGUGGCGCCUUCAGAGUACAUGGUGCGGCCGCCGCAGCCCCCGGUGUACAUGUUCGUGAUUGACGUGUCCCAGCCAGCAGUGGCGAGCGGCAUGGUGCACGUUGCGGCGGAGACGAUCAAGGCGUGUCUGGACAACCUUCCGGGGGAGGAACGCACAAUGGUGGGCUUCUGCACGUUCGACAGCAGCGUACACUUCUACAACCUCAAGUCCAACCUGUCUCAGCCCCAAAUGCUGCUGGUGCCCGACCUCGACGAGCUCUUCCUGCCGGUGCCCGACGACCUCUUGGUAAACCUUAGCGAGAGCCGCAGCGUGGUGGACACUCUUCUCGACAACCUCGCCCAGAUGCACUCCCAGACCAGAGAUGUGCAGUGCUGCCUUGGGCCAGCACUGACUGCCGCGGGCAAGGUCAUGGGCCACGUGGGCGGGAAGAUGGCCGUGAUGUGCGCAAGCCUUCCCUCCACGGGUGAGGCGGCGCUGAAGCACAGGGAGAACCCGAGAGCCUUGGGGACCGAUCGCGAGCACCUAUUGCUCAAGGCGGAAAAUCCAUGGUACCAGAACAAAGCGGUGGAGUUCAGCAAGCUUCAGAUCUGCGUGGACCUGUUCCUGUUCGGCUCGGGCUACUCGGAUGUGGCUACCCUCGUCAACCUUCCCAAGUUCACCGCUGGCCAGCUCUUCUACUAUGCGGCGUUCAACGCUCAGAGCGAGGGGGUAAAGUUCAGCGCGGAGCUCACCCGGGUGUUGACGAGAGCCACGGCUUUCGAGGCCGUGAUGCGUGUGCGGGCGACGCGAGGCCUGCGCAUCACGAACUUCUACGGGAACUACUUCAUCCGCGGAACCGAUCUGCUGGCGCUACCGAACUGCACCCCGGACAGCGUGUUCGCGGUGGAGUUCGGGUACGACGAGCAGCUACUGACGGCGUCGGUGAUCUCGGUACAGGCGGCGUUGCUCUACACCACCUCCUGCGGAGAGCGGCGCAUUCGGGUGCACAACCUGGCGGUCCCGGUGGAGACGGUGGUCCAGAACGUCUUCGACAGCGUCAGCAUCGAUGUUUUGUGCAACAUUCUUGCCAAGCAGGCGCUCGAGGUGUCCCUCAAGAGCGGAUUGGACAGCGCCCGCUCGAAGAUCCAACAGACCUGCGUGGACAUCAUCCGCGCCAGCCGCGGUGGGGGCUACGGGUCUAGCCCCUACAUGGCUGCGGGCGCCCAGCAGCAGCCGACUGCGAUCUCCGAGGCGAUUCAGCUUCUGCCGCUGUACAGCAUGGCCCUCCAGAAGAAUCUUGCCUUCCGCGGCGGAACCGAUGUGCGCACGGACGAGCGGGCGAACGUCCAGUCACAGCUGGCUAACAUGCCGGUCGACCACAGCCGAUGCUUCACCUACCCACGCAUGUUCAGCCUGCACGACAUGGAGGAGGACGCGGGGCUACCGCGGGCGGACGGUCCGGAAGGACACCUCACCCCCACGGCGGGCACGGACGACAUCAAGCUCCCGGAAGUCAGCAACCUCUCGGCAGAAAGAUUGUCGUCUGAGGGAGUGUUCCUGCUGGAGAACGGCGUGGAGCUGUUCCUGUGGGUGGGAAGGGCGGCCAACCCGGCGGUGGUGUCGGCGCUGUUUGGCUUACCUUCUCUCGAAGGCGUGGACCUCACCCGGUUGCAGCCUCAGGAGGAGGGGAACGACUUGUGCCGCCGGGUGAACAGCGUCAUCGCGGCGUUGCGGCAGGAGCGGAUGACGUACUUGCAGGUGACGGUGGUAGGGGAGGACGACGGCCACAACGAACGGCGCUUCUUUUGGCAUCUCGUGGAAGACCGGGCGUCCUUCCCAGGCGGGUCGAUGAACUACGCCGAGUACAUGCAACACAUCAACCGACAGAGCGUCGGCGGGAUGGGCAUGGGCUGACGGCUGCGUGCGUGAGAGGUUCACGGCCGGAGGGCGGGAGAGGGAGCAGACUAUGGGGGUUGUUCAAUAAUAUUUGGGAUUUUGAUGGUGUUGUCCCUUGGCAUGUCGGUCUGCUUGCGGACUUGAUCUUGGGGGAGGUUUUCGUCAGUGGGUUGCUUUCUUGCGGCUGAAGGCGGGAGUUGGUGCAACUGGUGGGGAGAGACGGAGAGGACGAGAGGUGUUUUCGGCACCGCUCAGCGAUCGCUUGGGGAAGGUUGUACGUAUCACGUAUUUUAUCUUGUCGCUUGUGUGCAUACGCCCCUGUUCUUGUUGCCCUUCUUUCCCCUUGCACGUCUUUGCUAUUCAGGCGGUCCUUUCGUUUUUUUUUUUUCGUGUGCGUCGGUUUGGCCAGCUCUGGCAGUUAUUUCAGAUGCCAGGAGGGGGAUCGUUGAUGACGUCGAUCAUCAUAGUUUGCGACUUGCAUGUGGUAUCGCGACAAUGUCCCUACAGCUAGCUGUCGUUCGUGAUGUAGACGAUUGAUACGGGUGUCUUACGUGGGGGUGAAUGAAGGCUUCAAAGCGAUAUUUUGAACUGGUCCGGGGGGAAGCGUUGCUUUCAUUCCGAGCGAUGACGGCCACGGAAAUUCCCUUGUUGAUAUCUGUCGAAUCCCGCAAUCUGCGAUAUGACAGAGACGCAAGCAGUUUUCGGAUUGGCUGAGAAAAUUUUGGUUGGCCCAUUAUCCUUGGACGGAGGCUGCAGGGGUUUUUGUUGUUGUUGUUGUUGUUGUUGUUGUUGUUGUUGUUGUUUCUCACAUUAGCUCUAUAGUCCACAAAAAAUGGGGAGCCCGUGGUCUCAAAACCCGGCACAUACGACGCCGCGGGGAAACAAAACAAAAACAGGGUACAAACCACUCGGAACAAGAAAACAAAAUGAUAAAAAGAAAAGAACAGGUAUCGCACCGACCGUUCGAGAAAAGAGCCCUCGGAAACCGAUCAAAAUAAAACAAAAACAAAAAACUCCCGUGUGCCGCACAAUUUGACACAGAUGCAUGCAUAUGCAUACCAAACUCAAUUACUUACCAAAUCAUAUUCCUCGCGUUAAAUGCAUACCAAACUGGAAAUACACGUGUAAAAUGGAUGGAGAUCCACAACCAACAGGGUGCCACACAUAAAACACCCGACUAACUAACAGCCCAACACUUUUCGUCUACACCUUCCCAACAUAACAUAUAUAAGACACACAACACAGCUACCAAACUGUCUUGUUGAGCCUGUUAUCCGCAGGGGAGAUGUCCAUAUAUGCUGUCUGGGAAAUCGUGGACACACAACAGGUAGUUUUCUUUGACGCUAUGAUUCCAUUGCUAAUCUGUCUUUGACUCUUUUCUCUGACGGAGAUGGACUCGUUGUGUUGUAU